This is a messenger RNA of Musa acuminata subsp. malaccensis (wild Malaysian banana), 933 nucleotides long. RefSeq names its product ER membrane protein complex subunit 7 homolog. The record is from RefSeq and is a predicted model, not a curated record. Gene Ontology annotation, cellular component: EMC complex. Lineage: Eukaryota; Viridiplantae; Streptophyta; Magnoliopsida; Zingiberales; Musaceae. Gene Ontology annotation, molecular function: carbohydrate binding.
AUUUGGGACUCGAAUCGAACGCGAGGGAACCCGGAGAGUCGUCGCGCAACAUCUCCUGAUUCGGCCGCGAACGGCAGUGAAGAGAUCCGCGGCAAGCCUCAUCGUCGUCGUCUCCUCGAUGAAGCUUGCUCUUCUUCUUUUCGUUGUUUUAGUCUCAAACUUCCUUCCUUCUUCCCUUGCCGCUCCUUCCAGCUCUGGCGAUGGGUACGCGAUCACGGGUCGCGUGAAGGUAGAAGGUAUGACAUCCAAGGGUUUUGGUGCUUCUUCAAAACUUUUAAAUGCCAAAAUCAUACUCAACGGUGGUCAGAAUGUCACAUUUGUUAGAGCGGAUGGUUAUUUCACAUUUCACAAUGUGCCUGCUGGGACUCAUUUGAUUGAAGUGGCUGCAUUAGGUUAUUUCUUUUCACCGGUUCGUGUUGAUAUUAGUGCCAGAUUCCCUGGUAAGAUCCAGGCAGCAUUGACCGAAAAUAGGAAGGCUUUGCAUGAGCUGAUUUUAGAGCCUUUAAGAGAAGAGCAGUAUUAUGAGAUAAGGGAACCUUUUUCGAUAAUGUCAUUUUUGAAAAGUCCUAUGGGCUUGAUGAUGGGUUUCAUGCUGUUGGUUAUUUUCGUCAUGCCUAAACUGGUGGAGAAUAUGGAUCCUGAAGAAAUAAGGCGGGCACAAGAGGAAAUGAGGACUAAUUUUUUGCCUAGGAGCAGUUAGGAUGAAGAAUAUAGCAUCUGCCAUAAGUGGAUAACAACGAUGAUGAAUCGGCAGCCAAGCGUCAUGGAAGAAUUUUUUGUGAGGCUUAGAACCAAAUGCUUUUGUCAAACUCAGAUUAUGAAUUGUCACUUGUGUAAUUCUGUUGUGUCCUCGUACACACAUGAUGAUGGUACCUUCAUUAGUUAUGUUCCUUGUGGGCUGCAAUGAUGAACUGCUGCUAAUUUGAUUCUCUC